Colias croceus (clouded yellow) is the source of this 3017-nucleotide messenger RNA. It is a transcript of the gene Usp1, whose product is annotated as ubiquitin carboxyl-terminal hydrolase 1. Bases 147 to 2000 code for a protein of 617 amino acids. NCBI's taxonomy places the organism in Eukaryota, Metazoa, Arthropoda, Insecta, Lepidoptera, Pieridae. The transcript has 10 exons. Gene Ontology annotation, biological process: protein deubiquitination. Gene Ontology annotation, molecular function: cysteine-type deubiquitinase activity; cysteine-type endopeptidase activity. Gene Ontology annotation, cellular component: nucleus; cytosol. The record is from RefSeq and is a predicted model, not a curated record.
UGGCGGUCUGUUACAAAUGGAGUUAUUCGUGGUUAUUUUCAUUUAAUUUCUGUUUAUUUUAGCAGUUUCAAUUUAAGGAAUACAUUUUCAUAUAAUAUAUAAUGUAAGUGGAUGAGAAAUAUAUAAUCCCAUGCCGUAUUCUGAAGAUGCCCUUAAAUUCUAUGCCUGAAACUAAAAAAGGAGUCGAUAGAACUAAAUUUUCACUGUCUCUGAAUAGAAAUAAUGCAACACAAUUAAGGAACGAAAUUAAAAAACCGGGUUGUAAAGAUAGUACUUAUUCCUGUGAAAAAUCCUACGACGAUAAAGAAAAUAAACCUAUCAAGAGACCUUUACAAGGGACUUACAACAAUACCUUGAAUGCUGCUAAAAAGCUGAAGCCUUUAGAGUCAUCAAAAGUGGGAGCUUCAUUUGCGGAACCCCAGUUAGUGAUACUAAAGCCCAGGCAAGGCAGCACUGCCAUGUUGAAUGGCCACCACUCGUCAGAUAAUCAGUAUGGGGGGAGCUCCCAAUCCAAGGCUCCUAUCGCCACCCUCUCUAAUCUUGGAAACACAUGUUUUCUUAACAGUGUAUUGUAUACUUUGAGGUAUGCCCCUCAAUUUGUCCAUAAUCUGCACCAUUUAGUGUCAGAUUUGAGUAGAGUGGAACAGAAACUUGGCAGCAUCAGGUUAAAGAGUUCCUCCCUCGGUAGAAGUGCAGCGGGCAUUGCCUCUUCAGGAACAAGGUCCUGGAGCAGUAAAGAUUUACUGUCUUUGGGUCAAUCAGAUAAUAGUUCCGGAAAGAGUAAAAUACAGAUAGCAACAGAGAAACUUCACGAGACAUAUUUAAGCCUUCGCGCAGUGGAGAGCAAAUGUAUGAACACAACAGCUGACACAAGUCCUGAACCAUACGCAGCUGAUGCCUUUUUAGCAGCUUUGAGAGAUGUCAACUCUACUUUUGAAGGUAACAGACAACAAGAUGCGCACGAAUUAUUGGUGUGCAUAUUGGACAAUAUACGCGAGACGUGUCGAGCGUUGAGCGCUCGCGCCUCGCGACUGCAGUUGCAAGAAAAUGGAGAUAGCAAUGGUCUCAGCCGUCCGCAAACGAUAGAGGACGGCGGCAAAACGUUGGGCAACUUGCGCAAGUCAUGGAAGAAACGCAAGGAGGUGAAACUGAAUGAUAGACGGUGUUCGCCCACUGAGGAAAGAGCUCCGUCGCCAGCUGAUCCGGAGAGGGAUGAACGGGCUCGUCCAGGGUGGGAUUUUGUUGCUGAUGAUUUUGAGGGCACGAUGGUGGUGCGCACCAUGUGCCUGGAGUGCGAGACGGUGACGCAGAAGGCGCAGGCGGUGUGCGAGCUGUGCGUGCCGGUCGGCGACGACGACGCGCCCGACGAGCCGUUCCGCGCCGCCUGCCUGUCCAGCGAGUACCUGCGCGAUCAGAACAAGUACUGGUGCGAGCGCUGCCUCCGCUACAACGAAGCGCGGCGCAGCGUCGCGUACUCGCGCCUGCCGCGGCUGCUGGUGCUGCAGCUGAAGCGCUUCAGCGGCGGCAUGGAGAAGAUCACCCGCCACGCGCCCACGCCGCUGCUCAUGCCGUGCUUCUGCGAGCCGUGCGCGAGACGCGGCCCCGACCAACAACCCGCACACAGGUACAUCCUCUGGGCGGUCAUAAUGCACCUCGGACAAACGCUAACCGGCGGGCACUACGUCGCAUACGCGAGGGAUAGCUCACAAGCCGACGUGAAAUGCGAUCGAGAGAGUAACAACGACUCCACCGCCUCAAACACCGGCACCAGCUUCAUGAGGACACUCUUCAACCGACCCAGGCCACAACAAACAGGCUGUACAGCCCGAGACUGCUGCGUUCCCAGACACAGGCCGGAAACUGGCUGGCUGGCCUGCGACGAUGACCUUGUCAAACCCAUCUCCAACGAAGAAUUCGAAGACCUCCUCUCUGCUGAACCCAAAAUGAGAUCCGCGGCCACACCCUACCUACUGUUCUACGUGAAAAGUGAAGUCGGUUAGUGCUAGUGUAUUCAUUAGAUGUAGCGGUGAAUGUUUGUUAUUAUUUAUAAUGCUUUAAAAGACAGACACGUUGUAUUUGUAUUGUACUGUGUCGAGCCGAAGUGAUAUUACGGAUAUGGAGUUACAGUUCAAUAGAUAUAUUUAAAGCUAAUUCUUGGUAUUCUACUGACAAUACGAACGCAAAUAUUAUGAAUAUAUCUUCAUAUAAAUGUAUUAUCUGUUAAAAUGUAUAUUGAAUGGAUUCAUAUUUAUGACGAAAUUGUAAAGCUAAAUUUAUAAAAAGCGUGUUAUGUUGUGUGAGAUGGCCUAAAGUUACAUUCGAUUUGAUACUCUUUGUAACCGUACAUUUAAAAAUGUAUUUGUAUAAAGUUAUAUGCAAAUAAAUGAAUAGAACAGUUAUUAUAGUCCAUUAAUUGUAUAUUGUAAAAAGUAAUGACAGUUCAAAAUUAGAACAAUAUGCAAAAAAUAUAUGCGCAGUAUUACCACUGGAUAUAUGAAGUGCACUUUGCAUAAAGAAAAUUUAUAUAUUUAAUUAAUUAUUAAUUAUAAAGAUGUCAUUCUGUACCAAGUGAUAGUUUUUCAGAUGGUAAUAAUAAUCCUGUUAAUAUUGUAACAGAUCACACGUUUUGUUGUCUCGAGAUCGGGUCCUCAAACUGAAUGAAAUGACACCAAUCUAUGGUUACAUAUUUGUAAACGGUAGAUGGCUUUUAAGAUUAUAAUAUUAUCAUUAUUUAUGAAAAUACUAGCGGUACGCCCCGGCUUCGCCCGUGUUACAUUUUUACGUUUUCUCUCCGUAAGAACCAUCUUCGUACUUCAAAAAAUGUAAUAAAAAAUGAAUUAACGAAAUCGGUUCAGUUGUUCUCGAGUUAUGCGCUUACCAACACAUUUUGCGAUUAUAUAUAGAUAGAUUUUGAUUAGCUUUCAUAUGAAUUAAAGUUGUGUUUGACAUUCCAUGCAAUGUUUUACUAGAAACAUAUUGAUUAAUGCUUUGUGGAAAUAUAACAAUUAUAUACUGAU